GUCUGGUCCAGUUCGAAUCAAAUUAGCAAUCAAUUAUGAAGCUACUCGCGGUAAUCAUCGCAUUCGCUGCCAUUGUUCUGAUCUCAACGACAUCCGGUGAACCAAGCCCCCGGACCCUGCAGGAUGAUUUCGAUGAGUUUGUCGAACUACUGCCGUUCGAUAAAAUCAUAGACGUGGCAUUGAAAUACAUCCUCACCGAUAAGGAGGUCCAGGAAGCACUGCAGUACCUGCUGGGACCGGAGUUCUCCACCAUCUGGGAUCAAGUGUUUGCCCUCAAGGAAGUACGCGAUGUGUUGGAUUAUUUGGAACAGGCAGGUGUUGAUGCGUAUGCAUUCUUCAACGAUUUGGCAGAUCUGCUGGGUUUGAAUCCGAUCAAACCUGGUGUGUCGAUGCGUCAAUCGGUCAGCACUCGAGGUUUGAACAACUUGAUUGAUGAUGUACUGGCUCAACUUCCGAAAGACGAACUGUUGGCUCUGUUUGAGCACAAGCUGGAAACCAGUGCUGAAUUUAAGGCGUUCUUCGACAAGCUAAAAAGCACUGAUUUUGAGAAACUGGUGGAGUUUGCUGGUAAUUCUACCGAGCUGCAAUCAUUGUUCCAAAAACUGCGAGAUCAUGGAGUCGAUGUUGAUAAGUUCUUUGAACUUGUUCAAGGAUUCUUUGGGUGGGGCUUCUAGUAAAUCUAUGGUAGCUAAGU
This is a messenger RNA of Ochlerotatus camptorhynchus, 694 nucleotides long. Its product is annotated as protein G12-like. The record is from RefSeq and is a predicted model, not a curated record. NCBI's taxonomy places the organism in Eukaryota, Metazoa, Arthropoda, Insecta, Diptera, Culicidae. The coding region runs from base 36 to 674 and encodes 212 amino acids. The transcript has 2 exons.